Cooperia oncophora is the source of this 402-nucleotide messenger RNA. The record is from the annotation of a GenBank genome assembly. NCBI's taxonomy places the organism in Eukaryota, Metazoa, Nematoda, Chromadorea, Rhabditida, Trichostrongylidae.
AUGCUAUCGUGUUUGGCGUACAUGGCUCAGUUUGCCGGGAGUUCUCGAACCCGGAUUCCCUUCGCAGCGCCAUUUCUUUCGCCGGUGCUGCCGCUGGCAUGCCUGCAGAGUAUUAUUGCCGCUCCAUCAGAGCGAUUGAAGCUGCUGAUCCAGAUCCAGACGGAUGCGGCUCACACGCGGUACCAAUCACCUCUGCAUGCAGCUCGAACAAUUAUCGCCAAGCACGGCUAUAUGAGCCUCAACAGAGGGUUCUUGGCGACGUUACUCCGUGACUGCCCUGCCUUUGGCAUCUAUUUUGCCUCAUACGAAUACAUGUCACGAAGGAUGAGCAAAGACGGUCAAAUGGAGUCACUCACUGGUCCACAGCUCCUUCUAGCCGGAGGUGAGAGGUUUUCCCAAUAA